AUGCCGACGAAGGCAAAGAAAAAUGGAGGCAAGAAAAUGCCGGAGGCCGAAAGUCCUGCAAGGGCAACAGCGCUUGCACCGGAUGAGAAACAGCAGCUGCAGAUUGCUGCCAAGGAGACAUACUUAAAGGGCCGUGCCCAGAGCACGCUGAAAGUUGCGACACACAACAAAAGCAAGAUUGUUGUAAAGUGGCUCCCUGUAAUGAGAGGAAUGAAGCUUCAAGAAAUACGGAAAGACGUCGACGACUACAUCGCGAACCGCGAGGUCCACGCAGAACGCACAGAUGCCCGGCUGGAAAUGAAAGACCUCGAUUUGGACGAUGCGGAAGAACACCAGAAUAUGAUUGUUUCUUCUCACAACGUUAAUAUUAAGAAACUGAUCGAGUUGCAGUCGGCACGAAUGGAAAAUUUGGAACAGAAAUUCAGGGAGCAUCUCUCUUUCCUUCAGCAGCAAUUUCAGGAAGACAUCGGAAACAUCACUCAAGUCCACAACUCGUUCAAGCAAGAACUGGAAUUGAUUGUGCAGCAGGUCGAGAAGGAAGAGACACUGCGGGCUAACGAGGAAACGACAGAACACAACACGCAGUAUGAGUUGAUUCGCAACAGAAACAUCGAGGCAGACCAUCAGGUGAAAUCGGCGUUAGAUGAACAGAUCGACAGUCUCAAGGAACGCUGCGAUACAGCUCUCCAGAACUACCGAUCCAGCACUGACGCAAAUGCCCACGAGUACAGAAAACUCCUGCAGCAGGAUGUAACUCUUUCAAAACAAGUGGACAUCAAACUGAAGCAGGUCGAGAAGUUGCAAGCGGCUAUCGCACAUUGGAAGGCGAAACUUGCCCAGAAUAGACAGGUGAAAAACCACGCAAAUGACUUGGGGUCGGGCAUCAUCCAGAUGGGACCACUGAAACGAGUUGUGGACUGA
Messenger RNA from Neospora caninum, 921 nucleotides. RefSeq lists its product as hypothetical. The coding region runs from base 1 to 921 and encodes 306 amino acids. The record is from RefSeq and is a predicted model, not a curated record. Gene Ontology annotation, cellular component: axoneme; axonemal dynein complex. Gene Ontology annotation, biological process: axonemal dynein complex assembly; cilium-dependent cell motility; regulation of cilium movement. Lineage: Eukaryota; Apicomplexa; Conoidasida; Eucoccidiorida; Sarcocystidae. The transcript is spliced from 4 exons.